CUGGCCAGCACACGCCGAGAACAUUUGCUCUCCUGACCAACGGACAGCCUGUCCCUCCUCCACCCUCACCCCCUUGCUAUCCCCAAAGCAAACGAAGCUGAUUGUCUCAGCAGGCCCUGUGGGUGCUGGCCGGCCGGCCGGCCGCAGGCCACAGACGGAGGUGCCACCCGCCAGAGCCCCACCAGACACACAGGGCAUUGUCCCUUAGUCAACAGCCCCUGGGCACCUCGGCUGGUUCCUGGCCUGCCCCCACGCCCCUCACCGCCUGCCGCUGCGCCAGGCCCAACCAGCUGGGGGCCCCAGCCGAGGAUGAGCCCACCCACCCCCAGCAGCCCCCUGAUGAGCUAUAAUUGCUUCGCUCCGUCCUGUUGCUGCCAUUCUCUUGGAGGAGGCAUCUGGGGUUCCAGGACGGCGGCAGCUGCAGGCCGGCCGCCUGGCUCGUCGGGAUGGACUGGCUGUACAACCUGCUAUUUCUUCUUACCAUCUCCAUCUUCCUGGGGCUGGGCCAGCCCAGGAACCCCAAAAGCAAGCGGAAGGGGCAAGGGCGGCCUGGAACCGUGGCCCCUGGGCCUCAUCAGGUGCCACUGGACCUGGUAUCGAGGGCGAAACCAUACGCCCGCAUGGAGGAAUACGAGAGAAACCUUGGGGAGAUGGUGGCCCAACUGAGGAAUAGCUCCGAGCCAGCGAGGAGGAAGUGUGAGGUCAACCUGCAGCUGUGGCUGUCCAACAAGAGAAGCCUGUCACCAUGGGGCUACAGCAUCAACCACGACCCCACCCGCAUCCCGGCAGAUCUGCCUGAGGCGCGGUGCCUGUGCCUGGGCUGCGUGAACCCCUUCACCAUGCAGGAGGACCGCAGCAUGGUGAGCGUGCCCGUGUUCAGCCAGGUGCCGGUGCGCCGCCGCCUCUGCCCGAUGCCGCCCCGCACCGGGCCCUGCCGCCAGCGCGCUGUCAUGGAGACCAUCGCCGUGGGCUGCACCUGCAUCUUCUGAAUGGCCUGGGCCCAGAGCCUGUGGGCAGCUGGG
Messenger RNA from Pipistrellus kuhlii (Kuhl's pipistrelle), 1022 nucleotides. It is a transcript of the gene IL17B, whose product is annotated as interleukin 17B. Gene Ontology annotation, cellular component: extracellular region. Gene Ontology annotation, molecular function: cytokine activity. The coding region runs from base 447 to 989 and encodes 180 amino acids. The record is from RefSeq and is a predicted model, not a curated record. Gene Ontology annotation, biological process: inflammatory response. The transcript has 3 exons. Lineage: Eukaryota; Metazoa; Chordata; Mammalia; Chiroptera; Vespertilionidae.